AUGGAGUCUGUCCGAAGCCUCUACAAAAAUGACGUCGAUUUUGCAGCCUUGGGGCUGCAAUCGCGCGACUUCGCCAAGCACUUGAAACCAAACGGACAACUUGACUUUACUGAUCCAGCGGCCGUCCGACAACUCACCACCACCCUCCUGCAACAAGAUUUUGACCUGAAAGUUGAGAUCCCUGAGGAUCGACUGUGUCCACCGGUACCAAAUAGACUCAACUACAUCCUCUGGCUACAUGACCUCCUUGACUCCACCGCCGGAGGACUGCAUGAGGAGUAUGACCGGGACCGGGAGGUCGUCGGGCUCGAUAUCGGAACGGGAUGCAUCGCUAUCUACCCACUUCUGGGCUGCGCGACACGGCCGCGGUGGAAAUUUGUAGCAACAGACAUCGACUCGAACAAUAUCCGCACCUCCCAGCAUAAUGUGGCUCUGAACAAUCUUAGAUCACGAAUUCAGAUUGUAAAUUCUGACCCCAACGGACCCCUAUUCCCGUUAGAAAAGCUAGGUCACCAAACCCUUGACUUUACCAUGUGCAACCCACCCUUUUAUGCCUCGCCUAAUGAGCUGAAGCAGUCUGCUGAGCAGAAAGAACGAGACCCAUUUUCGACCUGCACCGGCGCGGAAGUUGAAAUGGUGACUCACGGAGGAGAAGUGGCUUUCGUGAAGCAAAUGAUCGACGAGAGUCUCCAGCUGCGUGACCGCAUCCAGUGGUACACAUCCAUGCUCGGCAAAUUGAGCAGUAUCAACGUACUCGUAGAGAUGCUGAUCAAGCAUGGAAUCACCAAUUUCGCCGUCACCGAGUUCGAGCAGGGAAGCAAGACGAAGCGCUGGGCCGUGGCGUGGUCAUUGGGAGACCGAAGGCCUGCCAUGAAUAUUGUGCGCGGAAUCCCGGGCUGCCCGAAGAGUCUUUUGCCUUUCCCUGCAGAUUACACAUUCACUCUACCACCUGGCACGUCUAUUGACACUGCAACUGCGACUAUAGAUACAGAACUCAGUUCGUUGCCUUGGUUCUGGACCUGGAAUCAAACACGUUCUGCCGGGACGGGAUUCGCUUCUGAGAAUGUAUGGUCGAGAUUCGCACGUCGGAAAAUGAAACUUGCCGGCGAGGAGGGUGCGGCUAAAUUUAAGGCGAUUCCGGACCAGGUGGCGCUGGGGGUACGUCUGCAGAUACGGUUGGUCCGGGGACAGAAACCGGACGAGAGAGAGGUGAAGGUUUUAGUUCGCUGGGCCCAGGGGACAGACACUGUCUUGUUCGAGAGCUUUUGCGGGAUGGUGAAGAGAAAGUUGGAAUCAAAAUGA
Penicillium roqueforti is the source of this 1302-nucleotide messenger RNA. Its product is annotated as DUF890 domain protein. Gene Ontology annotation, cellular component: nucleus. Gene Ontology annotation, biological process: rRNA base methylation. The coding region runs from base 1 to 1302 and encodes 433 amino acids. NCBI's taxonomy places the organism in Eukaryota, Fungi, Ascomycota, Eurotiomycetes, Eurotiales, Aspergillaceae. The transcript has 10 exons. Gene Ontology annotation, molecular function: 23S rRNA (adenine(1618)-N(6))-methyltransferase activity. The record is from RefSeq and is a predicted model, not a curated record.